Pocillopora meandrina is the source of this 2847-nucleotide messenger RNA. NCBI's taxonomy places the organism in Eukaryota, Metazoa, Cnidaria, Anthozoa, Scleractinia, Pocilloporidae. The record is from the annotation of a GenBank genome assembly.
AUGGCGGAUGAAGAGGAUCAAAAUGUGUCUUUAGAUCUUUUUACAGAUCACGACACUGUGUGCAAACAAAAAUACUUUACUUUACUUAAACACUGCAGGCAGAUCGAGCAGGUGAUGUACGCGACGGUUUUGGGAGAACUAACAUAUCUUGAAAUGCAGGGCUACUAAUUACUGAGUGUUGACGAAGUUGAAAAUCACCUAAACUUUGUUUUGAUCCACAGGAGAACGAGAGAUUAGUCAAUCGUAUAUACCAUGUUAAGACUCUUUUAAAGCGCUAUCGAAAACAGCGAAGGUAAGAGAAUUUUUGCCUGUCUCGGUGAAUUUACCGAUAGUCUAACUUGGAAGCAAUAAAAUAAUUUUGAAAAGAAAACUUUUAUCUCAAGUUGUUACUGAUAGAAAUGAACAGAGUACGAUUCAGCGAAAGAGCUAAUGCUGACAUGUGAUAAGAACUAGCGAAAAAUUACAGAAAAACAAUGAUAGAAAGAGAAGUCUCGCAACAACAAAAUAUCGUUGUGAUCAUAACUAAGAAAUAUGCUAAAAAAAAAAAAAACAAUUUCACCAAAAGGAUUCAAAGGCUAACUCCCCUAACUGGUGGCCUUAAGUUUCUUUGCGGGCUGUUUGAGAGAAUUGAAGUUAUACCAAGGCUAUGUCCAUAAUCUGAUAAUUUUCUUAGUUUUCAUUACCUGUCUGGUUGUCAGUGUACGACAAUUUUAAGAUAGUAUUUAAUGAUUACUUCUGGAGUUGAAAGGGUGAAUAUGUUAUUAAAUGUAAAUAUGUCUCUUAGUUUUUCAAUCUGCUAUGUUUUUAGCUUUCUCAAGGACAGAUUAGAUGAGUAUAAUGAUGACUAUCGAGCUGCACAGCCACCAUUUCAGGUGAGGCUCAAUUUAAUUUUAUCUUUCCAUUAAUUACCUUGUAGUAUAUCACAUCAUCAUUGGAAUGUUUAGUUGUAAAAAGAAGUGAUUUAUCCAACCAAUUUUUGUGUGGGAGUCAUCAUCAAGUAUUACCUUUAAAGACUCUUUAAUUAACUGGGAUGCAACAUGUAUGGCUACAUUUGUUGUUUUUUUUUUCAUAUCUCAAUCUAAAAAUCUAACAUAGCAAUUUUUUUCUCUCCCCAGGCUGAACUACUCUCAGAGAUAGUUUCAGAGGCAUUUCCAAAAUCUGCACCUUCUCCCCUCUUACCUGGUGAAUUAAUGAGUCCAGACUCACCACCUGUGAAAAAGAACAAGAAACGUGAUAACUCAAAGGACAAGGACAAAGAUAAAGAUCCAAAUGCACCUAAAAAACCAGCCAAUGCUUUCUUUAUGUACUGCCAACAGCAGCGCACUGUUAUGCAAGAUGAUCAGAAGGACCCCAAUAUAGGACACCAUGAGUUAACUAAGUCACUUGCCAAGGAAUGGAAUAACUUGGACACUGAAGAUAAAAAGGUUUGGAAAAGAAAGGACAUUGUUAUACAAUGUUACACGUUGUUCAAUCCUGCAUUGUCUAUAGAAAAGUCCUCUAUCAGGAAGAGGAAAACAGUUAAAAACAAUUUAAAAGCUAAACUGACUCUUGGAAUUACAUUGGCAUUUCUUACAUACGGGUAAUGCCAACAAUGUCUCUGAAGUCAUUACCUACUUCUUUACAUGUAAAGACUGUUUAUUGGUUGUUUUUUAUUAUCUUUUAGGUUUACUAUGAAAUGUAUGAAAAAGAUAAAGAGAGAUAUGAAAAAGAAAUGAAAAAAUACACAUCAGACAAGGUCCCCAAAGAACCUCCUGUAAAGAAAGCAAGGACCAAAACUCCAAAACAGAAAGCGGUUGCAUCAUCAACCCCAAAGACCACAGCAGUCAUUUUGAACAAGGGUUCUCCUGAUCAGAGAAGCUCAGUGGAAUCACCAACUCUAAACAACCCACUGUCUCCACAAAGCCUUGCCUCCAUGCAGCUAAAUAUUCCACACAUUCCGAUGCCGCAGCUUCUUUCCCUCACGGGGGAAGAUGGUGGUUUUGACAACUAUCAAGAGAUGCACUCUUCUCCUCAAGAUUCAUUUCUUUAGUUUCUGUAGUGUGUUUCCCAGUUUAUUGCCAUUUUAAAUCAGUGUCCUCGAUAUAAUUUUUUGUUGGUGCUUAAAAAAUUUCUGAAUUUUUUUACCCUAAGAUGAUUCAUUUAAUUACCUUUUUUUCUCUUUCCCUACCAAACAGGCUAUUUUUUUUAAUUUGGUAGCUAGGAGUUGCAGCUAAAAGAAUACAUAUUUUCAGCUGAACUUCUAUGAGUUCAAAUGAUAUUUGUUAUUACUCUCUAGUUCGUUUUCUAAAAGCUCAUCAAAACUAUCAAUCCAUGGGUGAAAUAUGUGAUCUGUAUUUCAUUGCACUCAAAACUAUCAAUCCAUGGGUGAAAUAUGUGAUCUGUAUUUUAUAGCACUUUGUUGUGUGGGAAAUAAGUAGCAGAAUUUUUUUGGCUGGGAACUAGGCAAUUUGUAUUGUACAUACCACAGGUAGAGUGAAACUCCACCUUACUCAAAUUUGUUUCUUAGGUGAAAUAGUGAAAAAGAAAGCUUUACCUAUCAUGAGUUUCAAACAUGAAAUACUUGACAAGCAUGACAAGCAAAACACAAGUGCAUACAAUGGGGUAUCUUGUUCAGAUUUCAGUGAAUUGAUAGAAUAUUACAGCAAGAAAUGGUGGGAGAAUAGGUGACAUUAAAAGGAGCAUAAAGAAAAAUGUCAUCAGCAAAGACUGCUUUCUAUGGUUUCAGAGCCAAAGAGUAUAUUUAAACUUCAAAUUUACAUUGAGCUCUGUAUACCCAACAUUAUGUUUGGGCAAAUGAACUAGUAUAUGUAAAAAAAAUCAAUGUAAAUAAAUAUCAAAUGAAUGUGA